CAAAAUAGUUCAAGAAUGUAAAAUAACAUACCCCACGAAUCCAAUGUAAAAGAGCAUUUCUUUCGGCAGGCUACUUCAUGGGGAAACAUACGCUAUUUAAUUGACAUUUUACGUCGUCCAUUCUGAAUUUGGACCAGAUAUAAUAUAUUCAAUGAUGAAUUUGUUUUGGAAAGGUAGAUUUCUCGUCGAAAUUUACUUCGUAGUUUUAACUCUGUCAUUAUCUUUCGUCUUUGGUUUAUCGUCGAUACCGUUUGAUGUUAAGCCUGAAGAACUGGCAACUCUCGUUGGAAAAGCCUUCUCUUUUAAGCUGCCUAUCGAGAUGACGGAACAUAUAGGCUAUACACUCAAGUUUAAAACACCUGUUUCUGAUGAGUUACCGUCCUGGUUGUCAUUUGAUGAAAAACGAAAUUUUUUACUCGGCGUGCCGUCAAUCCACGAAAAGGGUUCACACAUUGUUCGACUAGAUAUCAUUGAAGAUGCGACAAACAGAACUGUAGACACUGUUAAUUAUAUGACAAUCGAAGUUGUCGAGUUUGAAGAAGAUAUAAAUCAUUUCAAAUUGAUAAGGUCAAAUGACAUUGCCGAACCCGACAAGAAUAUCUCAAAGACAAACUUGGAUUGCCCAAAUCAUUCUCAUAUUAUUGUUGCCACUCUUGUGUUUGAUUUAAGCUCCCGAGAUUUAUCCGGUGCCCAACGUACAGCUCUUCUAUUGGAUGUUUCCAAAUGGUUGGAUAAUGAUAUUGAUGAAUUACGCUGGAUGCCUGGCAAAGGGGAAAAAACUGCUUUCAAUCUCAAAGAUGCUGUCUUACUAACGGCUGGGCCUGGCACAGAAAAAGAUCCUAAGAAAAGAGGAGUGUCAGUUUCUUGGAAGAUUGGAUGUGGUGAUAGUAUUACAGAAAGUGAAAAGAGUUUCUCUUCAGUAAAUCGUUUAAAAUCAUCAUCUCAAAAUGGUGCUUUUGCCGUCGAAUUACAAUCACCAGUAGUGGCAUGGCACGUGACCUAUGGCAGAGUUCAUCAUCGUCAUGUAGUUCGGGUUCGACGUCAAGUUCGUGCACAAACACCUGUUCCGACUUCGACGUUUAUUGCUCCUACUUCAGCCAUUGUUACUCAGAUAAUUGAAACACCUACAAUGACUAAAUCACCUUCACGCAGCUCUGUUGCUCCUACUAGUGUUAGAAUUAUACCCACUCAAACGAGAUCUCCUGUUAUCCCUACUGCCAUCCCUACUUUUAUCCCUACUUCUAUCAAAUCAACCAGUCGUCCAUCCCUUAAUAAACCUAUAGAUGUCCUUACCGCCGUAGUGGGCGAACCUUUCUACUUUAACAUUCCUGCUGAUACAUUUAGCGAUUUAGAAGACGGCCAGCUGCCAAAUCUUCUUUUAAGUAUAUAUGAUCCCGCUGGAAAUCCUCUACCCGACGAUUUAUGGGUGAAGCUUUUACCUAAAACGAACGAUCUUGUAGGCACACCAACUGUACCGGGCACAACAAAGAUUGCGCUGAUUGUUACGGAUAGUGACAAUCAGAAGUCAGACCUAUAUGAUGUUAUCAUACAAGUGCUACCUAGAAAUAAUCCACCGCAUCUUUACAAUCCUAUUGAUGUUAUUCCUCUGUAUAUUGGUCAGCCAAUUGCAUACAAAGUACCAAAUGAUACAUUUCACGAUAAAGAGGAUGGUGCAACAGAAAAUCUUUCAUUAACGAUGACAACAAGGGAGGGAGAACUCAUAGACAAAUUUCCAUGGGUGGAAUUUAAUAUGAAGAGCCAAAUAAUUUAUGCCUUACCAAUGGGGGAGAUCAUUGGCAAGCACGAAUUUUUAUUGAUUGCACACGACAGAAAUGGCUCGAGAGCAUUUGAAGCUUUCGAAUUUCAUGUGUAUCCUUUGCCGAUAAAACCCAACCAUUAUUUCUACCUCCAACUUGAUGCUGAUAAAAAGCAGUACGAUGAUUGGGUUUCAAAACGGGUUGAGACAUUAGCAAAAGUUGGUAAAUAUUUUCAUAAGAAAAUGAACUACCCUUCUACCUACAGUGACAUUCGCUUACAGAAAGACGAAAAUAAAGAAAACGAAGAGACGGAUUUCUUGAUAAAAUGGUUUUUUGCUGACAUUGCCAAAAAUAUUUUGGCUGUACGUGAAUACAAAAGUAAAUACGAAGUUGAAGGCAAUGACAAGCAACCUUACACAGAAUUUAAGAACUUUUACGCUGAUGAAUGUCCAAUUGAGGGUCAGUGCAAUGUAGUGAAAGCAUGGGUGGAGAUAAAUGACCCAUUAUCGACAGAUGAUCCGGAUGUUUUGGGUAGAGUUGAUGACGAUGAUGAUGGCAUAUGGUGGGAAUAUACAAUUAUACCUGCAUUUAUUGUUGCUGCGUUGAUUUUCAUCAUAGGCUUGAUUAUCAUCAUAUGCAUAAGAUGUCGUCGAAUUAGCAAGGUAAAUAAGAACGAAAAGAUUAUAUUUGUUAAGCCCAAGAAACCCGCCAUUUUUAGAGAAGAAUAUCCAAUGAAAGAGAUGUAUGGUGAGCAACCCCUUGUUACUCCUAAUGACAAACCUCCCCUACCACCCCCAGCUUAUCCUCGUAGUUCCACACCAACAGACGACCCGAGUGAGCGAUUGUUAGGCGACAAUUUACAUAUUUACCAAGCGCCAUUUGAAAGUUCAUCUGAAGCAACUGGAGGUUCCCGUCCACCCAAUUCCAGUUAUCGCCUGCCCCCUCCGUAUGUUUCUCCUUAAACUCUCAUAAUGUGGUUUCAACGAAAUUUUAUAGAGUUUUAACGUUAAUGUUUGUUCGUUUUCAAUAUAGAGAUGUAAAUACUUCCUUUCUUCUUUAAACUUUAAUACUCGGGAAAGUCAACGUUGCAGUCGACUUUUCCUAGGGAAUUAACUAAUGCAUAAAUUAGCAUGUACAGUUUUUCGUACAUCAUAAUUUACUUGCGUCUAAAUUUCAGAAUUGAACAACAAUUCGAUGUUAUUUUCUGUUUUCUACGUAGAAGAGAGUACUAUUUACAACGCUUGUUCGAUAGGAUAUUUGUAAUUCUAUAACAAAGAUUCAUUCCAUUAAUUAUAUGUGUUGUUUGUAAGCGUAGGUUUGUUGUGAAAACAUUAGUUAUACGUAGUUUUUCUGUACUUAGAAAAAUCUGCUAAUUCUUCCAUAACUAUAUGCCACCGCAUUUUUUUCAACGCGGAUGCACUUUAUACAUGAACAUGUAUGAAUAAUCACUAUUGUCUAUUUAGUUGGCACUAUUAUUCAAUAUUAAAUGCUAAACAAUUUAUUUACUGCAA
Molecule: messenger RNA, 3268 nt
Organism: Xenia sp. Carnegie-2017
Lineage: Eukaryota; Metazoa; Cnidaria; Anthozoa; Malacalcyonacea; Xeniidae
Product: dystroglycan 1-like
Exons: 4
Coding region: 152-2719 (855 amino acids)
Biological process (GO): morphogenesis of an epithelium; nerve development; axon guidance
Cellular component (GO): dystroglycan complex; sarcolemma; dystrophin-associated glycoprotein complex
Molecular function (GO): calcium ion binding; laminin binding
Source: RefSeq, a predicted model, not a curated record